AUGUCAGGCUUUUGUAGGAGCGGGAGCAGUGGAGGGAGUGGGACGAAGUGCGGGCGUUGGAAUCCCACGGCGGAGCAGCUCAAGCUUCUGACUCACCUCUUCACCUCCGGUCUCCGAACCCCAAGCACCGACCAGAUCCAAAAGAUCUCCUCUCUCCUCAGCUUUUACGGCCACAUCGAGAGCAAGAACGUCUUCUAUUGGUUCCAGAACCACAAAGCCCGCGAACGCCUCAAACGCCGCAAACUCACUCCCUCUUCUUCACCCAAUAAUAGUGAUGGGAAUCAGGUGGCGCCGGAGCCGCAGAGAGUGAUGGAGACGCUUCAGCUCUUCCCCGUGGACUCGUUGGGCAGAUCAGAAGCGGGGAAGCUGAGGGCACAUGCUCAUGAUUGCAGGGACGAUCCCGCCGAACCAAUGGAAGCCCCUCCCUUGGAUCUCCGCUUGAGUUCUCUGUAA
Neltuma alba is the source of this 453-nucleotide messenger RNA. RefSeq names its product WUSCHEL-related homeobox 5-like. The record is from RefSeq and is a predicted model, not a curated record. NCBI's taxonomy places the organism in Eukaryota, Viridiplantae, Streptophyta, Magnoliopsida, Fabales, Fabaceae. Gene Ontology annotation, biological process: plant organ development. Gene Ontology annotation, molecular function: DNA-binding transcription factor activity; DNA binding. The transcript has 2 exons. Bases 1 to 453 code for a protein of 150 amino acids.